AACUGUGUUAUAUGAGCAGAACAAACCCCAUUUGAUUCAUGAAGUUGAAAAAAUGUAUCAAAUAUUUCCAACAGAUAUUAGGUCAUUAAGGUGGAUUUGUAAAAUAUUUAAUGAGCUUUUUGUAAUUGAAGAUGGGAUGUAUAAAACUUAUGAAAGUGUAAUUGAUAAAUGCUCUGACCAAUUGUUAGAAAAUGAUUCUAGAAACUCUGUCGGUUUGUUUACAAAAUCUAUCAGGUUCUUUCAAAGCAAUAAUACAAUCAAAGCAAAGGAAACCAUUGUGAUUGUAACAACUCAACAACCAGAUAUGACAUUUGCUUGGAUUUUUUGCACUGAUCUAUAUCUAAAGUUAAAUUUGAUAAGUGAGGCUUGGAUCAGCUGGCAAAAUGCCAACAGAUUGUGCAGUGUAAUUAAUUACUCAAAUUUAAAUCAUAAAAGCAAAUUAACGUAUCAGAAAAUUGAGCUGCUCUCAAGGUCUCCUAAGGAAGAGGAUAGCCUUGAUGCUUUGGAUUUGUAUAACCAAAAUUGUAAUACAAAUAGCUUUUUAAAAAAGUCUUUGGUGACCAUUAUAAAGAUAAAAAUUAACUUGAACAAAUAUUCUGAAGCUAGGUUAUUGAUUUCCAAAUUAAAGAAUGAAAAUGAGCAAUGGGCAAAUUUGUUAACAAUAAAGCUCUUAGUAAAGGAAGGGAAAUAUGAGGAGGCUCUAAAUGUUUGUGAAAAACAGGAUUACAAUUUUGUGGAAUGGUGGAUUGAAAAAGGAUUAUUGUAUUCCCAUUUCCAAUAUGAUACCAAAUGUCUGGAAUCAUUCUUAAGAGCUGUGAAAUGUGAUCAAGAAAACUAUUUGUGUUUUUUACACUUGGGGAUGUGCUAUAAAAAAGUGAAUAAUUUGGACAAAGCUAGGAAGUGCUUAGAAAGAUCAUUUAGACUUAAUCCACAAUCUUCCGCAGUGGGUAUAACACUCAGUCAGGUAUAUCGUGCAUUAAAAAAAUAUGAAGACAAUUUAAAUUUAUUGCAAAAUGUAACUCAGCAUCAUAUAAAUCAGGACAACAAGUGGGCAUGGCUUCAACUUGGUUUGACAUAUCUAGAACAAGGUAACACAGAAAAGGCUAUCGACAAUUUAAGAUUUGUGGUGAGAAUUGAUUUUGAAAAUGCUCACUGUUGGGAAUCUCUAGCAGAUGCUUAUGUUGCAAGAGGAGCAUACACAUCUGCUUUAAAAUGUUAUCAAAAAUCAUUGGAAUUAUCCAAUGCUGGUCUUUAUGCCAGAUAUCAAGUUGCUACAAUUAAGAGUAUACUGGGAGAAUAUUUGGAAGCAAAGAAGGAAUUUGAAAGUGUGUUGGUGCAUAAUGCCGACUAUGUGCCUGCACUGAAAGGCUUAUCAGAAACAAACUUUUCCAUUGCAAAACAGUGUUAUGCUGAUCAGAGAAUAGGAACUGCACGUGAUUAUGGUCAAGCAGCCGCAAAUGAUGUGGUUGUGGCCAUUAAAAAAACAGGUGAUCUAUCUUGUUUGUGGAAGUUGUUAGCGGACUGUUGUCUGUUUGUAGCAGAAUUACCUGAAAAGUAUUCUUGCUUGCACUUAUCUAGCAAACUACUGGACAUUAACAACGUUGAAGAAGAAACGAUUUUAGAUAAAGAAGAGCUGUUUGAGUGUGCUGCCAAAUUUUACUGCAACGCUAUUAGUUUUACCAAAGGUGAUGUGAAUUUGUGGUAUGAUCUUGGAAUUUGCUAUGUGAUGCAUUCAAAAGUUACUAGUGACACCCGGAAAGAAAAACUCUUAAAUUUUGCUUUACAUGUUGCUCAGCAUUGCACAAGCUUAAAGCCCACUAGUUGGCAAAACUGGAAUCUUUUGGGGACCAUAAUUAUGCUUGGAAAUUCUUCUAAUUUCGCAUUAGCUCAGCAUGCUUUUAUUAAAGCGGUGACAGCAGAUCAUAAUAGUUAUGUCGCCUGGACUAAUUUGGGUGUACUUUAUUUAAUACUAAAUGAAAUUAAAUUAGCCAAUAAGGCAUUUGGCGAAGGUCAAAGAUGUAAUCCCAACUAUGUGAAUAGUUGGAUUGGACAAGCCCUAAUAGCUGAAACACUUGGCAACAGAGAAGCUGUUGACUUAUUUCGACAUAGUAUUCAACUUGGACAACAUCAACAAGGGGGCUUGGGUUAUGGAAACUGGAUCUGUCAGAUACUAUUAACAGAUGACCCUAAAACUGUUGAAUCGUCAGUAUAUAAUAUGAAUGGAUUAUCUGUUGCUUGUGAUGGCCUUAACUGGUAUUUAGAAAAAAAUCCAGAAAAUGGUUGUGCAUGGAAUAUUUUUGGAAUAAUAAAUGAAAGGCUUGGAUUAAACAAGACUGCCAAAGAGGCUUUCAGGAAAGCCUACCGACUCGCAGAAAAAGAGCACAGGGAUAAGGCAAAAACAAAUUAUGGACGAAUGUUAUAUCGUGAAGGUUGUUACCCUCAGGCUAUUGCAAUUUUUGAGGAUAUUGAAGUGGCCACUUUUAGUAGUGGAAGUGGUUUAGCGUUGGCUUUUCUUGGAAAUAAAAAUUAUAAAGAAUCUUAUAUUACAUAUGAGCAGGCCUUGCAUUGGUUAACAGAGGAACAAACGUAUCAGUCUGAUUUGUUGGUAGCUUUGGGGUCAAUAGCAUAUAAAUUUCAAGGGCCGGAAGCAGCAAAAACACUAUUAUUUCAAAGCAUUCAGUUAAAACCACCCUCAAUGUGGAGUUUAUAUUCAACUUUUUCGGUCGGAUUACUUCAUAAUGACUUGAAAUUGGCCGAAUUGGUGAUGAAUGAAUUCAAAAGAUUGGAAUUCUUCUGGACAAACUCCCAAAAGGAAUAUAGCGACUUUAUCAAACAUUACUCAUUUCUAAUAACGCAAUUUUAUGUAAUUAAAAAAAUGCAAAAGGUUGCGAUUGUUGAAUUAAGCAAGUUAGUACACCGUCAUCCCAAUGAGGCAUCGCCGUGGCUCACUUUGUGUCAGUUAUUGAUUUCACACCAAAAUAACCAAAAACAUGUAAGUGUCGUUAUAGAUUGCGCAAAUGCGGUUUUGAAAUUAAGUCGGACAAAAACUGAUGUGUCACAAGUGCUUUGUUUGGCAACUAUAGCGGCUAUUAUUGUAAAAGAUUUAAAAAUGGCUAGAAUAUACGCUCAAAAAGCAGUUCAUCUUUACCCUCAUAUACCAGAAGAUUGGGCAGUAGUUCUGAUAACUUUAUCAAAAACUCCGGAGCAGUUCUUGCCCCUUAGUAGAAAUAUAAGUAGACACUUUGAAUCAGUCGAAUGUAAUAAAAAUUUACUUAACUGGUUUAAAACAUGCAGAAAUCUACUUGAAUAGUAAAUAAACUCACUCAAUUUAGUUUAUAGCAAAUCAAAUCCAAUAAGCUGCUUGUUCGGUACAUUUGGCACCACUGUAUGGUGUAGAUUAUUUAAUAGUGGCAACCAUUUUUGUGUGCUAUAUUGAUCUUAAUCUAAAAUAUUUGUCUAAUUUACAACUCACCUUUUUGGUCUAUGUAGAAAUACACUUGAAAUUUUAUAUUAAUACAAUUAAUGUUUUGCAUCGGAUUGUGCUAUUUUUUUUUAUAUAAAUUUGUGUUUUGCAAAAUUUGUCUUAAAAUGAUUGAAAUAUAGUCUGUCUAAAAGUGUAAUUUUAAUUAGGUCCA
Messenger RNA from Cylas formicarius (sweet potato weevil), 3635 nucleotides. RefSeq names its product tetratricopeptide repeat protein 37. The record is from RefSeq and is a predicted model, not a curated record. Gene Ontology annotation, molecular function: protein binding. Gene Ontology annotation, cellular component: Ski complex. NCBI's taxonomy places the organism in Eukaryota, Metazoa, Arthropoda, Insecta, Coleoptera, Brentidae. Bases 53 to 3310 code for a protein of 1085 amino acids. The transcript has a single exon.